Molecule: messenger RNA, 2301 nt
Organism: Polistes canadensis
Lineage: Eukaryota; Metazoa; Arthropoda; Insecta; Hymenoptera; Vespidae
Product: pseudouridine-metabolizing bifunctional protein C1861.05
Exons: 10
Coding region: 214-2286 (690 amino acids)
Molecular function (GO): pseudouridylate synthase activity
Source: RefSeq, a predicted model, not a curated record
UAAUAAUUGAAAUGAAAAAAAGAAAAAAAGAAAAGAAAAAAUGUCCUUCUCGUUCAAUAUUUAUUUGACUACGAAAACAAUAUUACAUAUGAAAAUGGAUGUGUGUGCCGUCACUGCUAUAGUGGCUUUUCAAACAACGUGUGAUAAUGUUAAAUCUAUGAGUUAAGUUCAAUAGUGUCAAUUACAAGUGUUCCUUGAAUUAAUACGUUCGUCAUGCGUCUUAUAUAUUCUAUUAAAUUUUGGAAAAAGUUGAGAAAUAUUGAUUCACCUUCUCGAUCAAUCAGCAAUCAAUGGAAACAUAUUAUUUAUGGGAAGGAUGUUAUUGAUGGGAAAAAUAAUUCCCAACCGAUAGUUGCAUUGGAAUCCACGAUUAUAACCCAUGGGAUGCCUUUUCCUGAAAACUUUAAAACUGCGCUCAAAGUUGAAGAUGCUGUGAAAAAACAAGGAGCAGUACCUGCAACGAUAGGAAUUAUUGAUGGAAUUAUACACGUUGGUCUUGAUCGUGAACAAUUAAAAGUAUUGUCUAAAACUAAUUCUAGAAAUACAGUUAAAUGUUCUGCCAGGGAUCUAUCUUCUGUCGUAUCACAAAAGUUGAACGGAGGGACUACAGUAAGCGCUACAAUGUUAAUAGCAAAUUUAGCAGGCAUACCGAUUAUGGCCACAGGUGGUAUAGGCGGUGUUCACAGAGAAGCAGAAACUACCUUCGAUAUAAGUACAGAUUUAAUUGAACUUGGUCGUACACCCAUUGCCGUUGUUUGUUCCGGUGUUAAAUCUAUUUUGGAUAUUGGUAAAACGUUAGAAUAUCUAGAAACUCAAGGAGUACCUGUUGUAAAUAUUGGCCAUACUUAUAAUUUCCCAGCUUUCUAUUGUGCUGAAACAUAUGAUCAAUUAAAAGCUCCGUUUAAAGUAAAAGAUUCUAAAGAUGCAGCAGAUCUUAUAAGAAUACAGAGAGAAUUAAAUCUUUCUACAGGCAUAUUAUUAGCUGUUUCUGUUCCUAAAGAGCAUGCAUUGAAUCCUAAUGAAGUAGAAAUAGAAAUAAGUAAAGCAUUAGAAAAGGCUAAACGUAUGCAUAUCAAAGGAAAAAACGUUACACCAUUAUUAUUGAAAGAACUUAAUGAAAUGACAAGUGGCAAGUUUCUUAAGACUAAUAUUGCACUUAUAGAAAACAAUGCUAAAGUUGCAGCAGAAAUAGCAAAAUACCUUUGUGAAGGAACUCAAGCUUCUACCUUAUCUCAACAUUCCAAACACUUACCAGCAUUUAAAAGAAGUCCUGUAGUAGUAGGUGCUGCAAUUCUGGAUACCAUUUUGCAAGUGGAGGAUUCUGAGAUAAAAUUGGACGGUAGAAUGCACGCAGGCCAGGGUCGACAAAGUUGCGGUGGUGUCGGCCGUAACGUAGCCGACGCUUUGAUCAAGCUCGGUGCCCACGAUACGCGUUUUAUUUCCGUCGUUGGCAACGACGAACCUGGGACUGCUAUAUUCCAGAGUUUGAAGGGUGGUGGUGGGACCUUGGAACGUUCCUCUGAUUUAUCCACGGCUAGUUGCACCGUGAUAGUUGAUGCUAAAGGUGAAUGUUGCUUUAUCGUGGGCGAAAUGAGUGCAUUCGCUGCCAUUGAUACUGAUUUAAUAAAAAAAUACCAAACGCAAUUGGAGAAAGCUAGCAUUAUCGUCAUCGAUGCCAAUUUACCCACGGAAACUAUGGCAUUGAUCUUAGAUAUUGCCACCCACGCGAAAAUUCCAGUUUGGUACGAACCAACGGAUGUACGUGUAGCAACAAAAAUAUUCGAAAUUGGAUCGCAAUGGGAAAAUACGUUGCAUUUUGUAUCGCCAAAUAAAAAUGAAUUAUUAGCCAUAAGUAAAUAUUUAGAUAUACCAGUACCCGACAAUAAAUUAAUUACAUUGGAUGAUUUCAACGAAUUAUCGAAUCAUUUAGCAAAGUAUAUUCCAGUAAUCAUAAGUACUUUAGGAUCAGAAGGUGUUUUGAUAACACGUGAAGCUCAAAAAACUGACCCUUUUUAUGAUGAAAAUGGUGUUCUAAUGAAGAACGGUGCAGUUAAUUCUCGAUUAUACACACCGUUAUCUCAAAUUUCCAAAAUUCCAAAUGAAACAUUCAGCACCAGUGGUUGUGGCGAUUGUCUUGCUGCAGGAAUAAUAUAUGGCAUUCAUAAAAGUCUGAACGAAGAAAAUUGUAUAAAUUUAGCUCUCAAAGCUGCUGCUCUAUCUUUGAAAUCUUACAAACCUGUUCCUUCAACAUUAUCAUAUAUAUCAAAUAUAUCAAAUUAUAUAUAAAAUAAUUUUCAUAGC